Messenger RNA from Anthostomella pinea, 1308 nucleotides. The record is from the annotation of a GenBank genome assembly. NCBI's taxonomy places the organism in Eukaryota, Fungi, Ascomycota, Sordariomycetes, Xylariales, Xylariaceae.
AUGCCUUCCACACCAGGUACAAGCUUCAGUAGCGACGAAAAGCCAUCGCGACGUGUUGGGAAGAAGCAAAAGAGAGAAAUACCCUUCUCGUUGCCAUCGCCUCAUCCAUCCGAUACCUACCCGGCCGAACAGUCACCAUCCGAAGCCUCCCAGUCCGAAGCCCCGCAGUCCGACGAGCCCAACCCCUCCGGCGACGAGGUCCAAGACAUCUACGAACUACCAUCGAUCCAAGAAGCUUUCGAGACCAUUCGCGACCACGCGCGGCAGCUGCCUCCCGAAUCCGAGUCCGCCACGUUCGACCUUGGCGGGCAAGAAGCAUACAUAGAACUCCAUCGCCGACUCGAGGAAUCCAAGCUGCUGGAAGUCUUCCGGGAGCUUCGUAAAGAGUGGGACGCCUGUACCGGAAUUCUCAUAAUAAGACUCAUGCCUGCGUCCCCCCUCCACGAAGCCCUUCAGAACCAUGUCACUUGUACUAUUCACAGCGAGCUCAAUCGUGUCGCUCGUGAGUUCCCCGCUCUCAAGCCCUUCCGCGACAAGAUCAUCGGAUCGGACCACGCCGCUGUACAAACCGGUCGUUCUCAGAUCCCAACGUUCGAAAGCUCCCCCGAUGGGCAGAUGUCCUACCUGGGACCUAACACCACGUCCUCCCCGUUCCUGUUUGAAGUUGCCUAUAGCCAGAGCGAUAAGGACCUCUGCGGCAAGGUCAUGAACUAUUUCAACAACGGCCAUGGCAUCAUGACGGUUCUGACUCUGAAUGUCGAGCACGCGGCCAAAGACGUACGCAAGGCCGAGAGUCACAGUCAUUGCGGGAGGGUGUCUCUUUAUACCAUUACCUACGAAGACGAGGGUGCUGUACCUGAUGGCAAUGAGGAGGGUGCCGCUUCGAACGACGUCGUUGACACCAGCUCUGACGAUGACACGUUGGCCAACUCUUCCGACGACAGUGCCGGCACACUGCGGCGCUUGAUGAGGGAGGUCUUCCGAGACGCAGGAGGUAACGCCCAACAAGGCGAAGUGGCCAUCCCGUUCGAAUGCUUCCUGCCCCGUGCGGCCCGCAGCAGCGCUUCGCCAGCUGCGAAACAAGCUACGGUACGAUUGAGCUUCGAGGGUCUCGCUACCGCUCUCGCCAACGGGGAGGCACUUCAGCGCAGCUCUGAUAUCGCGCCGUCUCGGAAGAGAAAGGCUGCGAAAUGGGUCAUGGUUGACGAGGAGCAGGGUGUCUUCCAACGGGUUGCGCGGCCAAAGCGUCAGAAGACCAAAUCUUUGCCAAGGCGAUCUAGUCGUGUCGCUGGCAGCUCAGUUGGAUGA